This is a messenger RNA of Polyodon spathula (Mississippi paddlefish), 3203 nucleotides long. RefSeq names its product male-specific lethal 1 homolog. The transcript has 12 exons. The coding region runs from base 614 to 2398 and encodes 594 amino acids. Lineage: Eukaryota; Metazoa; Chordata; Actinopteri; Acipenseriformes; Polyodontidae. Gene Ontology annotation, cellular component: MSL complex. The record is from RefSeq and is a predicted model, not a curated record.
GCGCAUGCGUCGUGAGAGGCACGCUGGCGCAGGGCUGUAGCUGAAACACUUCGAGAAAUGGGGAGAGGGGGACCGGCGGCGAAACACCCAAAUAACGGGCUGUCUAGGGCACGGACAGCCAAAAUAGGACAAGGAAUACACAAUACGAACUUGACAUGCUCAGGAGGUGUAGACUCGUAGAGGGUUAAAUAAAUAAUAACUGGUAUUGUUUACUCUCACCUUGGCCAGAUCUAAAAUGGAGGAACAGUCGCAGUAGUGACUGAAAUCCUGGAAUUUUUUUUAUAAAAAACUAAACACAAACCCCGCAGAGAGAUCGUGUUUUCAUUUAAUUUUUUAAGAGUCAGGUACACAGGUGUUUGUUUCUCGGAGACGCGAAAUGGAGGCUUCUUCACCCUUCCUCGGACGGGUUGUGCUUCAGCGGGGUUGUGAAGAGCACAGAGCGGGUAGAUGAACAGGUGAACCCCACACGGGACGGGGGUCUGUGUUUCGAGUGAGACCUGGCGACGAAGGCUUUCGGGGGGGAAAAAAAAAAAAAAAAAAACUUUUCCACGGACAUAAAUAAAAACCCACGCAGACUCCUGGAAACGGGGGGUGGUGAGGAGGGGUGUAAAUCAUGACUAUGAGAUCCACGGUGUUCAAACCAGAGAGAGAUUUGAACCCGGAGAAGCCCGACUUUGAAAAGGCGCAAAGCGGGGGCUGCCCAGUUACUCCCGCCAUCGACAUCAAGCGGGAACCGGGCGAGUUGGUCCUGGAAAAGGGACACGGUGGCGGUUUGCCCGCCGUGUUGGGCAACAUCCACAACAGCAAGAACCGCAAGCUGAAAGAGAACAACGCCAAUAACAACAAAACCCGCAGCCGUACCCCCGGGGGUGCUGCCGGGCCGAACAAAGCGCAAGGGGUGUGCCUGGGUCUCGGGCAGGAGGAAAACCGGACGAGCUUGGAGGGGAUUCAUAAUAACAAACAGACGGGAGGGGGUGGCGUUCAGGUCAAGAACAAAAAUGUAUUCAUAACGGGACAGACUGGCAGUAACAUUAAGACGGUUGCGGGGUCCCCGGUUAACACAGCUUGCGCUAAUAACAGCUCGAGAGAGCCCGGGGGCACCGAAUCAGCGGCGGCGGCGGCGGCGGCGGGCAGAGCGGGGUCUCUGGAGCUGAACAUGGAAAGCAAGUGGAAAAACGUGAAGAGAAACCAGAGCCAAGCGACCUGCCUCCGGCAGAUCCUGCUGCUGCAACUGGGCCUGAUCGAGCAGCAGCAGCAGCAGCUGCAGGGGAAAGACAAGGAGAUCGACGAGCUGAAAUCCCAGAGGGAAACGCUGCUGGCUCGUAUGGAGCGGAUGGAGAGGAGGAUGCAGCUGGUGAAGAAAGAAAACAGCAAGGAGCGGCAGAAACUGUCCCAGCCCCUGGAGCUGGAGGGACUGUGGGCGGAGUCGGAGCACAGCGAGAGGGAGGAGCCUCAGGAGGGAGGGGCGGUGACCUCGCAGCUCCCCAAGCCCAUGCACUUCGGACGCGGGGGGAAGGGGCACAAGCGGUACAGCAGGAAGUACGGUUUCUGGAACACAAAGACCCCGGUCAAGAAGCUGACGUCGGAGUUCACGAAAGCCAGGGGCAAGACCCCCAAGUUCUCCCCGCUGAAGGAGUCCGAGCCCGGGGGGGCCCCUUUCCAGUGGGAGCUGCGCAGCAAGGAGACCCCUGAGAAGGUGUCCGCGGCUGGGAGGGUACUGGGAGACUCCCCCACAGCGCUCAAGGGGAGCCCCGUGAGCCCGCAGCCCCAGGAGGAGUCCCGCAGCUCGGGCACAGAGGCGGAGGAGCUGCCCUUCAUGUCCACCACGGAGAUGUACCUUUGCCGUUGGCAGCAGCCGCCCCCUUCCCCACAGCGCAGGACCGCCAGCAAGAAAGAGGAGAGUGUAGCCAUCCCUUCGUGGAGAGAGCACUCUAUAAAACCCUUGAAGGAGGCGACUCCCCCUGAUUUCAUAGAGAAUUUGGAUGACGGCGUCUUUUUGAAGCGUCACGCGAAGUUGGAGCUGGAUGAAAAGAGGAGAAAAAGGUGGGAUAUCCAGCGCAUCAGGGAGCAACGCAUGUUUCAGCGGCUGCAGCAGCGCAUGUACAAGAAGAAAGGCAUCCAGGAGUCUGAACCAGAGGUGUCCUCCUUCUACCCAGAGACUGACGAGGUGGAGUCCCUGAUGAUCACCCCUUUCCUGCCUGUCGUAGCGUUCGGACGGCCCUUACCAAAACUCACGCAACAAUGGUAUCCCGGGGCAGCAGAAGAGCUAAUGGGAGUUCUGCAGAAAGGGCAGCCUUCAAAAUGCAAGAACUUCGAGCUUCACUGGCUGGAUGAGCGAAGCCGCUGUCGGAUCAAAAUGCAGAAGCAGCAGACCCCGCACUGGACCUGCCGCAAAUAAAUGUGCGGUGGAGCUCAGCCAAAGACUGCCUUCUCCGCUGCAAUGCUGCCUGCUCUGCUGGUACAAGCCCUGACCUUCGAGGAACUGAUACUGCCUGUGCGAGGAGCUGUAACAGCUGGAGGCGGCCGGCUUGAAGCUCCAUCCGGACAAGACAAGUGCCACUUGGUUCAGCGAGGUCACCUUCCCGUUGAGAUCAGCGCUGUCCGGGACUGGCCUGUCCCAGCAGAUCACCGCCAGCUACGAUGGUUCCUUGUUCUCGCCUCGUACUACCGCCUGCUUCGUCUAUCGCUUCAUUGCCGCUUGUCUCCACCUAGUUGCUACAGAAAGAAGACCUGUUCGUCUGGACAGAAGCUCGCCAGUCCACCUUUGAGAGCCUGCAAGAGGUGCUGACCCAAGCAUCUGUGCUGCUGUCCCGCUUGACACAGACGCCAGCAACGAGGGGACUGGAGCAGCCCUGUUGCAGCUGUGGCCAGACGGAGAGCGAGUGGUGCGUGCUGCCCUUCAUCGUCCGAACCAACCACGCUGACCUUCAGAGGGCCGGUGGUGCGCCGGCUCGGAACAACUGCAACCCUUCAACGACCAAAACCAACACUGGGCUGGGGCGCACCAUGCCAACGCUGGUGCCCUGUCAUGAAUCUUCGCUGAGACUGAUUGACCAGAGCGAAUCAACUGGACCCUCUCUGUCCAGCUCAGAAUCUCCACACCCACUCACUAGAGGACAGAUUCACCCAGACUGGCCAGUGCAAAACAAAAUACAAAAUACCCCAAAAAAGAAAGUAUCAAAAUACAAACUACUUUGGAAACA